Messenger RNA from Botrytis porri, 1665 nucleotides. RefSeq lists its product as uncharacterized. The record is from RefSeq and is a predicted model, not a curated record. The transcript is spliced from 2 exons. Bases 404 to 1408 code for a protein of 334 amino acids. Lineage: Eukaryota; Fungi; Ascomycota; Leotiomycetes; Helotiales; Sclerotiniaceae.
GUAGAUAAUUUAAUUUGGAUCUUUCCAUCAAGAAUAUUGGAGUAGUAAGGAAACUCUUAGCAAGCAAGCAAUAGCAAGCAAGCAAUACGAUUGAUAUCAUACUAUUUCGAAGGACUCCUACAUUACUAUCUUGUCUACAAAAUACAUAAAACGAAAUCACAUCAGGAUUCUUUCAACCGGCGGAAUUCAAAAGCCUAAUCUUAUUACUAGGUGUAAAUCUUUAGUCCAGCCUUACAGCUCCAGAGACUAUCGAGCUAAUCAGCCCACCUUAAUAAGAACCAAACAAACCAAACGAGCCAAGAAGCUUCCAAUUCCACCAAACAUACCUACCUAACUACUUACUCAAGCUGAACACACCAGAAAUAUCUAAACAUCAUCUCAUAACACAAGGUUCAACAUCAAGAUGUCAUCUACACCUACGUUAAUCGGUAUGCCCGAGCCACCAUCAAAUGUUGAUACUCCAGUCGAUGCACCAGGAACUCCCAACUCAACCACCACAUCCCUCUCCGCCCUCUCUACUACCGCCAUCAAAGAUGGACAACGCGGCUCCGCCCAUCCUACCGCAAGUUCCCACCACCAACACACCCUCUCUAGCAAUACUCUCGAAGCACAACGCGCGGAUCGAAUUUCCCGUCUCGCAGGUCUCGAACGAGUCACCACCGCAACCCCUCAAAACCCCAGCGGUAACACCUCUAUCCCCGUAACCGGUCAGAUCCCAGGCUAUUUCGAUCAAGCCGGAAAUCCCGUCUACACAACCCGCAUGUCUACGGUCGGUUCUGCAUCCGCGACUGGAUCUCUCACCGGUCGGACAACCACAUGGGCAUCUAAUAGUGCGAAGGGACAAACGGAAGCCGAUGAUGAUGAAAUGAGCAUGGAUAACAACUUCCGGGAAAUCGAUGAUCGGGAUCGAUUUUCCGCAUCUGCUAUGGAUGAAGAAGGCAACGAGGAUGGAAUGAGCGACGAUACGAGUUUAGUCGGAUUUGGCGAAGGAGCCGGAAGUACCGUCAGCGGACCAAUAUACAGCCGGAGUAAUCUCCUCGCGAGUCCUCUCGCCGUCGGAAAAAGCGGUCUAGCAAAAGAAGUCUCCAGCAGCAAUCCCGGCACUCCCGUCAGCGCAUCGACAUCCACAACCACGGAGCAGCAAAAACGCGAUGCGAGAAUGCUAGAUGGAAUUACGGAUGAUAAUACCAGCGGAUAUGUAGACACGGCUGCGAGGGGUCAGGGGGUAGGAAUUGCCGGAAAUCGCAAUUCGACCGGUUCGGGAUUGGGUACAGGAGUAGGUGCCGAAGCUGCAGAGAAGAUCCUGAAAGAGAGGAUUGAGGAUAGUCCUUCUGCCGCGAGUAGACCUCCGCUUGGGAGUCCCGAUCAAGCGGGUCUUGGAAAGUUUUAUUUCGAGGAGAAGAAGUAAGGAUUUCUUUUCCUAACAAAAAUCGAUAUUGAGAAUUGUAUGUGGGAUAUGUGUGGAACGAGUGCAUCGAAUUGUCCAAAGUGAGCAUCGUUCAAUAUUGGCGGGCGUUGACGUGUUGUCCUUUUUUUUCUUCUUCUUUUCUAUGUAUGGGUACCUAUGAUUUUGGCUGGGCUAGGCUGGUCUGGUCUGAUAGCGGACGGAUUGGGGACAAUGGAGGGGGAAAGGGAGCGGGGUUCUGGGGAGAUUAUUAGGAGAUU